This is a messenger RNA of Stomoxys calcitrans (stable fly), 1126 nucleotides long. RefSeq names its product sulfotransferase 1E1. Gene Ontology annotation, biological process: sulfation. Gene Ontology annotation, cellular component: cytoplasm. The record is from RefSeq and is a predicted model, not a curated record. Gene Ontology annotation, molecular function: sulfotransferase activity. The transcript is spliced from 5 exons. The coding region runs from base 33 to 1028 and encodes 331 amino acids. NCBI's taxonomy places the organism in Eukaryota, Metazoa, Arthropoda, Insecta, Diptera, Muscidae.
CAUUUGAAAUUUUAGUUUAGUUGUUUUCGACAAUGAUAACCAGUCGCUCGCGUACAUCGGCAAAUAUUUGCAAAAGACAAAGGCAACGCAAGUUCAUAGAUGCGGCUUCAACAGGAAAAAAUGUUCCCUUGAGCAAGGUGGAUUGGCUGGAGCGUUGGUGUUCUCUACCAUUUGAGGAUGAAACGAUUUUAAAAAAAAUCUAUGAGUUGCAAGUGAGAGGCGAUGAUGUCUAUGUGAUAACAUUUCCCAAAAGUGGCACUACCUGGAUACAGGAAGCAGCCUGGUUGUUGUGCAAUAACUUGGAUUUUGAUAGAGCCAAUAGAGAUAUUCUUAUACCCAAACGAAGUGUAUUUUUGGACUAUAGCGGCUUGUAUAGCUCUGCACCAGGCAAUUCUGUUGAGCAGGCUGAAGAAGCUAAAUCACCUAGAGUUUUGAAAACACAUCUACCAGCCCAUUUAAUACCCAAUGAAAUAUGGAAGAAGAAAGCCAAGAUCAUUUAUUGCGCCCGCAAUCCCAAAGAUACUGCAAUAUCCUAUUUUCAUUUUCUUCGUGGCCUUGGCACCUGGGUGGGUGACCAGAUUGAUGACUUUGUGGAGGAUAUAAUAAAUAAUGACAUAAUGUAUUCUCCAUACUGGGAGCAUCUUAUGGAAUUUUGGCAAAUGCGUCAUGAGGAGAAUAUUUUCUUUACCACCUAUGAAGCCAUGAAAAGGAAUUUGAGAAAAGUUCUAAUCGAACUAAACCAUUUUCUAGAGAAACCUCAGCUAAGCGAUAAAGAUUUGGAAAAGUUAGAAGAGCACCUAUCGUUUAAAAAAAUGAAAGGUAGUCCCAGUACCAAUUUAACAUUCUCUGUGAGGAAUGGUCAUGGUAGUCCCCAUAUUCGAUCAGAUUUUGAGUACAUGCGUCGCGGCAUUGUUGGUGCCUUUAAGGAUGAGCUAAGCCACAAAACUUUGAGUACACUGGACAAUUGGACAGCAGAUAAUUUGAAAAUAUAUGAUGUUACUUUGGAGGACAUAUUUGGAACAGUUUAGUGUACAAAAAUACCUAUCCAAAGAUCAAACAUUUAUUUCCAAGAAAAAUGUUGUCUAACUUUUAUUUCUGCACAAUAUUAUGUAAAAAUUGGAUUCUA